CAUUUUUCGCGGGGUAACGGAACCGGAAGUGUUGUUAUUACGAAAAAAUUGAAAGAGAGUUGUAUUUUGAGUGACAAAAUCUGUUUGAAUCCUUUCCAUUAUGUCAGACGAACCCCAUUCGGAGGUAGAGUCUCCAGAUGUCCAUUUUGAACCAGUGGUACAGCUUACUGCUGUCGAUGUGGUCACCAUGGAAGAAGAGGAAGAAGAAUUAAUACAGAUGAGGGCGAAACUGUUUAGAUUUGACCACUCAGAUGAGCCUGCUCAGUGGAAGGAAAGAGGCACAGGAACAGCGAAACUGUUACGUCACAAGAAGUCGGAUCUGGUACGAGUGUUGAUGAGGAGGGACAAAACAUUGAAAUUAUGUGCCAAUCACUAUGUACAACCAGAAAUGGAAUUAAAACCUAACUGUGGUAGUGAGAAGGCUUGGGUAUGGACGACGACAGCAGACUUCUCAGAUGGUGAAGCAAAACCAGAACUUUUAGCUAUGAGAUUUGCUAAUGCAGAAAAUGCUCAGAAAUGGAAAGAAAAGUUUAUCGAAGCUCAAAAGAUAAUGAGGGAGGCUAUACCUGGUCAUAACGAUAAACUGAGCAAAGAAUCGGAUACGAGCAUAAAUAAAGAGAAAGACAGCAAUAAUGACACUACAGAAGAAACAAAAGCAUCAGGUGACAAGAGUAAAGAUGACGAUGCUGAACCAGCUGAAACAGAGAAAGCAGAUAAAGAGGCUGAUUCUGUCGCAGAAAAAUUAACAAACUUGACUGUGAAAGAAAAUGGUGAUAACUCAAAAGACAGUGAAGAUAAAUCAUUAGAGAAUAAAACUGAAAAUGAAGAGAAGAGUUAAGCGAUAAUGUUGAAUGUAGAUUUAGAACAAAAUUGUUACCGGUACAUUUUGUUAUGUUGAGGACAUGCUAGGGUGGUUGUUAAGGAUUUAUCUGUCCGAUAUAUAUACUGGUAAUUUCUGUACUCAGGCUGUUCAUAUACAUCGUAGUUCUUGUCGGCGUAUGACAUUAUUGUGCUUUGAAAAUAGAUAUUGUGACUUUCUUUUUGACAAAUUAAGAUUGUAUAACAUUUUAAACAAUUUUCAUUAUAGCACAGUAUUAAUGCAGUACAGUAUGCACCAAAACACCAGGCUUAUCAGCACAUGGUCCACCUUAACAAAAUUAUUGGGACAAGCUCAGUUUCUUUUAUUGCCAAACUAACAAGUAAAGACAUAGAUUUUUGUUUUACAAAGCCAGUUUUACUUGAAUAAACAGAAUGGCUAGUAUUGCCUUCAUGGAUUACAUUCACUGGAUUAAUGAAAUAUUAUAUCUGUGCUAGAGCUACUAUUUACAGUGAUUUAUAAGCUUUAUGCACAAUGAUUUUUGUUCAUGAGAGCAAUUUUCUUAAUACUUAAUUCUUAAGUAUAAAUCAGGAAAAAUGUAUUUGGGGAUAUUGGUCAUACAAAAAAGGUCAGUAAAUACAUGUGUAUUCUAAAUGUUAAGAGUGCUUGAAAAGUAGUUUAUUUGCAGUGAAUUUGAAUAGCUUUGAAAUUUUACAGUUGUCGUUUGUCAAAUUUUGCUGCAGGCAAUAGAAAUUAUGACUCUGAGCUCAAACUUCGGUACCUCACUUGAUGAAAUUUAUGGAGAUGUUCUGUUAAUCAUAACAGUAAUCAUUCCUCAGAAUUUGAAAUCCUAUUGUAUAAACCUGUUCAAUUUAGCAUCUAUAGCCACUUUUUACAGAGGGAGAUAAGUUUCCAAAGCUUCUCAGACUACAGUCGCCUACUUGACUCAGAACCUCACACCAAGGUCUGUAACUAUAGGCCGAUAAAAAUAUUGCAACAGGGUUGCCACUUACCUUGAAAAGUCAGGGAAUUUUUUUUUUUUUUUCAAGGUCGGUGAAUUGUCAGGGAAAUCUUGAUAAUGGUCAGUGAAAAAUGAAAUGUUAGAAAAGUCAGGGAAAAAUGAAAUUCUGGAUUGAUGUUUAAUAUGUUCAGUGGCUAUGGUAGUCUUCAAGCAGUAUUUGUAAGAAUUUCCAAACACAUUUUGGGCCCCAUGUGGUUCUGGGACGAUCUAUGAAAAGAAUUGGAACCACUGCCUUACCCUUUCAUGAUCGUAAAAGGCGACUAAUAGUGUCUUAACACUUGGUUUUGCUGUAACUCUAUACAAAUUUUGAUUCCAUACCUCAUGUUUUUAUUUCGAUGUAAAUGAGAUGUGAAACCAAAAUUUGUAGUCCUGUUCGGCGCCAUAUAACCUGUACUGUGUUGGUGCGCCGUAAAACCCAAAUAAAUAAAUAAACAAACGCAUUUUGGUGUAAUUGUGUAUAUUAAAACGUAAUUUAAAUGUGUUUGAAUCAAUUUCGUUUUUAUGUUAACUUUGGAAUUUUGUGAACUGAAAGGCAUUGCAACCCUUGCCUGAAACAAAAUAAAUAUAAAGGGGUGGAUUGGACGACUGUAGGGGAGGAGGAGGCUGAAAAAAAUAUAGUGGUAUUGGUCGGGGAAAAGUAUGGUUUAGUCGGGGGAAAAGUCAGGGAAUUUCAUUUUCUCAAAGUGGCAACCCUGUUGUAAUGUUAACAUGACUGUAUUUAUCUCAUUACAAACUAUUGACAAUGCAUGUCUAACAAAUGGUUUUCAUUUUGCAAGCCCAGAAUUCUGUGUUCUGGUUGCAGAAUCUGUGUUCAUGUUGCCGAAUCUGAUGAUGGGAAAAGGUCCCAUUUGCAAAUCACCUUCGAAAAUUCUCUGCAAAUAAUAGCGCCAACUGCUACACAUUUUCUUAUUUCAACAACAGUGCAAAAUCUGAAAAUAAACUUAGAAAUAUGUGCCAGCUGUAAUAGUUUCAAAAUGAUAGCUCAACCAAAGCACAAAUUCACAUCAAGUCGAUACAUCAUAGUUUCAAGGUCAAUGAAGUAUAAAAAUAUGCUUAAAUUUAAAAAUUGCCUGUUACAUGUUAAUUUGACCUUUGCCAGUUUGAGGUGAAGAGCUGAAAAAUGUUUAGCGUCUUAAAAGGGAACAGCCUGAUUUUGAACAAAAACAAGUUUAUUCACCUAUAGACAUGAAUUAAAACAAUGUUAGCCAGCUUAUAUUAUGUAAUAAUUCAUGUAAUACACAUGAAGUGUUUUCAUACAUCAUAAAAUUUUAAAUGCAUGUUUAUUUAUUUCAGUUUACAUGGAUAAGUGUUUGAUAUUAUUAUUUCAGGAUUUAUUUCUACACACCAGAAUUUAACCUUUAGCCUGCUUGUGGCAAGUGUUUCUGUAUUUGCGACAAGUGCAGACCAAGAUAAACCUGCACAACCAUCUAGGCUUAAGUUGGUCUGUACUGUUCGCUAUUCAGUCAGUACAUUUUCAUUAAACACCCCUUCAAAUAAUAAAUGGUACUGCCCAAAUUGAAUGAUAGACCAGUCUGUUUUGGAAAUUUAGCAGGUAAAGGUUAAUAUUUUGUAAAAGUUGACAUUCUAGUAAAGUUUUAAAUAUUUUGACAAGACAAAUCACAGUUGUUGCGAUUUAGUUUAAAAGGAAAUUAGAAGAAAUUGUUCCAGUGUUUGACUGUUGAGAAGGUACUUUUGAUUUAUAAGUUUUCAAGAAGGCAUGGUAGUAUGUGCAAAUGAAUAUGAUUAAGAAGAAAAGGAAUUAAACUAGAAGAGUGAAUAUGUGAAAUAAUUUUACUCGGAUAAUCUAAAAUUAUUUAACAGAUUGCUUUUCUUUGAAAUGUUUCUUGUGAAGCAUGUUUCAAGGACUUCGAAAACUUCCUAUCGCAUUUUUUAUUGAAAACUGAUUCCCAAUUUUGAACAGUGUGACCUUACCAGCAAUUUCCAUCAAUAAAUUUGUUUCAUGUAUAUGUGCUUGUUUACCUCGGAUGAAAGGAAAUACACAUUAAAUAAUAUUAAAAUCUUGUAAACCUU
Molecule: messenger RNA, 3869 nt
Organism: Mercenaria mercenaria
Lineage: Eukaryota; Metazoa; Mollusca; Bivalvia; Venerida; Veneridae
Product: ran-specific GTPase-activating protein-like
Exons: 6
Coding region: 101-838 (245 amino acids)
Biological process (GO): nucleocytoplasmic transport
Cellular component (GO): cytoplasm; nuclear pore
Molecular function (GO): GTPase activator activity
Source: RefSeq, a predicted model, not a curated record